This is a messenger RNA of Tupaia belangeri chinensis (Chinese tree shrew), 1698 nucleotides long. RefSeq names its product neuregulin 2 (gene NRG2). The coding region runs from base 1 to 1698 and encodes 565 amino acids. The record is from RefSeq and is a predicted model, not a curated record. Gene Ontology annotation, biological process: nervous system development; intracellular signal transduction; animal organ development. Lineage: Eukaryota; Metazoa; Chordata; Mammalia; Scandentia; Tupaiidae. The transcript has 15 exons. Gene Ontology annotation, molecular function: signaling receptor binding.
AUGCGCCUUGAAGAGAGGAGCCAGCUGGUGCUGGCAGUCAGUGCUGUCCGAGGGGCAGUCUGUGGUGUGACCGCCUAUAAGAAAGGCGCCGCGCUCGGGCACUGGGGCUGCAGGCGGCGGGGGCGCAGCGCGCAGCGGAGAGCCGAGGCCGUCCCACCGCCUGGGACCCCGGGCAGAAUGUCCGAGUCCAGGAGGAGGGGCCGCGGCCGCGGCAAGAAGCCCCGAGAGGGGAGGAAGCGGGAGCGGGAGCGGGAGCCCGACCCUGGGGAGAAAGCUACCCGGCCCAAGCUGAAGAAGAUGAAGAGCCAGACCGGACAGGUGGGUGAGAAGCAAUCACUGAAAUGUGAGGCAGCAGCUGGUAACCCCCAGCCCUCCUAUCGCUGGUUCAAGGACGGCAAGGAGCUCAACCGCAGCCGUGACAUUCGCAUCAAGUAUGGCAAUGGCAGAAAGAACUCACGACUGCAGUUCAACAAGGUGAAGGUGGAGGACGCCGGGGAGUAUGUCUGCGAGGCCGAGAACAUCCUGGGGAAGGACAGCGUCCGCGGCCGGCUCCACGUCAACAGCGUGAGCACCACCCUGUCAUCCUGGUCUGGACAUGCCCGGAAGUGCAACGAGACAGCCAAGUCCUACUGUGUCAAUGGUGGCGUCUGCUAUUACAUCGAGGGCAUCAACCAGCUCUCCUGCAAGUGUCCUGUGGGAUACACCGGGGACAGGUGUCAGCAGUUCGCAAUGGUCAACUUCUCCAAACACCUUGGAUUUGAAUUAAAGGAAGCCGAGGAGCUGUACCAGAAGAGGGUCCUGACUAUCACCGGCAUCUGCGUUGCUCUGCUGGUCGUGGGCAUCGUCUGCGUGGUCGCCUACUGCAAGACCAAAAAGCAGCGGAAGCAGAUGCACAACCACCUCCGGCAGAACAUGUGCCCAGCCCACCAGAACCGGAGCUUGGCCAACGGGCCCAGCCACCCCCGGCUGGACCCUGAGGAGAUCCAGAUGGCAGAUUAUAUCUCCAAGAACGUGCCAGCCACAGACCACGUCAUCCGGAGGGAAACUGAGACCACAUUCUCUGGGAGCCACUCCUGUUCUCCUUCUCACCACUGCUCCACAGCCACACCCACGUCCAGCCACAGACACGAGAGCCACACGUGGAGCCUGGAACGUUCUGAGAGCCUGACAUCCGACUCCCAGUCAGGCAUCAUGCUGUCUUCAGUGGGCACCAGCAAGUGCAACAGCCCAGCAUGCGUGGAGGCCCGGGCACGGCGAGCAGCAGCCUACAGCCUGGAGGAGCGGCGCAGGGCCACCGUGCCUCCCUACCAUGACUCCGUAGACUCCCUGCGUGACUCUCCACACAGUGAGAGGUACGUGUCGGCCCUGACAACGCCAGCGCGCCUCUCUCCCGUGGACUUCCACUAUUCACUGGCCACGCAGGUGCCGACUUUCGAGAUCACAUUCUUUAGAUUGGAUGCAUGGUCACGCUGGGACCGAGAAGAGCCACUCAACAGUAACAUUUACGAGGUGUUCCCCUGGCUGCUGGGGCAUCUGGCCAAGGGGCUGAUGCAAAUUGCUCUGUUUCAAACUCAGUCUCAGAACUCUGGCCCAGUUCCUACCCUGGAGCUACAGGUCGGACUGAGGCAACAGUUUCCGGACCCAGAUCUGUACAAGAGGCCACCUCUGGAGCUCAGAGAUCUGGCAGCACCAACAUAA